UAUUGUUGGAAUCCAUUUGACGGUUCUUAUUCUGAGAUAUCGCCUGAACUGAUCGGUGCCGAUAGAGGGCCUGUACGAAGUGUACGGUGGUCGCUGGAUGGGACUUGUCUUGCUAUUGGAUUAAGCGGCGGUGUUCAAUUCUGGGACUUGGUAAGAUUUAAACUCAUUCGUUCUCUUAUGAGUCAUGAAAUCCUUCGUGUUGAUUCCCUUGAUUGGAAGAAUGCUAAAAUUCUGACUUGUGGCACAAGUGAGGGUUCAAUUGUGGACAUUGACGUGAGAGUCAAGUCAUCUAUUUUGCUUGGUAGACAUGAAGUACAUAGAGGUGGAGUUUGUAAAUUGAAGUGGUGUGAUAAUGAGAAACAAUUGGCAAGCGGUGGGAUUGAUAAGGUUGUUCAUAUUUGGGAUUGUUCAAAGUCAUCAAGUUGGCUGCAUAAGUUUGAUGAACAUAAGGCGGCAGUUAGAGCCAUCUGUUGGUGUCCCUCUGAGCACAAUGUUCUUGCAUCAGGCGGGGGUGUGGAUGAUCAUUGCAUUAAAUUUUGGGACACGCAGAAGGGGGAGAGGUUAGAUUCUGUGGAUACGGGGUCUGAAGUUUGUGAACUGAUUUGGAGCAAACAUGAGCGCGAGGUUUUAAGCUCACAUGGGUCUAAAAGUAACCAUAUGACUCUCUGGAAGUAUCCUUUUAUGCUUAAGUUAACUGAGCUGCGUGCUCAUAGUUCAAGAGUUUUAUAUAUGUCUCAGAGCCCAGAUGGAUACUCAGUUGCUUCAGCAGCACCUCAUGAUUCAGUAAGUAUAUGGAAAAACCUCUUUGGCACUCCUGGCUCACAUAAAGUUCCACCUAGAAAGAGGAAGCCAGGUACUUUCUCUGACUUUCCCCUUAUCAGGUCUUCUUUUCACUGGUUUCUUUGCAUAUAUGUCAUCUGUUGUUGUUUGAGAGAAAUUGAUGCUGGAAUUAGAGUUUGAUAGAGCUGAAAGUAUAUGUGAUCUUGGGACUUCAUUUCCAUGACAGUUACUUAUUUUAUUGGUUUUGCAAAGGUGAGCAUUCAUAUGUAUUUGUCAGAUUGUGUAUUAUAGCUGAUCUUUUUAAUACUCUAUUACUUCCAAUUGUUAGCUAUUAAUCUUUUGUUUCGAUCCUUCAACUCUUUUGUUAGACAUUUAUCUUUGG
Messenger RNA from Pistacia vera, 1162 nucleotides. RefSeq names its product cell division cycle 20.6, cofactor of APC complex-like. Gene Ontology annotation, molecular function: ubiquitin ligase activator activity; anaphase-promoting complex binding; protein binding. Gene Ontology annotation, biological process: positive regulation of ubiquitin protein ligase activity; positive regulation of anaphase-promoting complex-dependent catabolic process; anaphase-promoting complex-dependent catabolic process. The transcript has 2 exons. Gene Ontology annotation, cellular component: anaphase-promoting complex. Bases 178 to 960 code for a protein of 260 amino acids. The record is from RefSeq and is a predicted model, not a curated record. NCBI's taxonomy places the organism in Eukaryota, Viridiplantae, Streptophyta, Magnoliopsida, Sapindales, Anacardiaceae.